UGUCGUGUCAGUCAUGUUCAUACCUGUGUUCAUGUCAUUGUUGUUUUCAUUUCAUUAAUGGUUGAUGUACUUUGAAAAAAACAGUGGAAGUGAAAAUCCAAGAAAGAAAUAUUUCUAAACCACAAUCACAUGAAAAUGUGGUCUUUUUUGUCAAAAAACUGGAAUGACAUUAUUUAUUUAUUUUUACUGUUAUUUAGCGUUGCAAUAGGCCGUUAUUAUAGGUCUUUAGGUACAGUCCAAGUGAAGAAAUGGAUUGGGACACUUCUCGGUCUUCUGCUCAUUUUAAUAGUUUCGGGCUUUAAUGCCUUUCACCCUAUUCUGUCAGGAAUAACAGGCAUUUUAAUCAUUAAACUGACAGGAGUACGGUACUGCCAUGUAGCCACAUUUUUCUUCAUGUUCAGCUAUUUAUUUUUCUUUCGGCUGGCUGAUAAGUUUGGCUUCCCUCUGCCUACGGGGCAAACAAAUCUGAUAGAGAUGAUAAUAGUGUUGCGUGUUGUUGGAGUUGCAUUUGAAAUCAAUGGCUCGUGGCUGGCAAUUUCUAAAAAAAAGAAAAAUGAAGAUAAAGAGUCCUCAACAGAAUUGAAGGAAAAGGAUGAUGAAUUUUUAGAAUUAAUCAGUCCAAAUCUUGUGGAUUUGGUGCAUUACUCUUACAAUUAUAUUGGUUUACUAACAGGUCCAUAUUACAGGUACAGAACAUUUGAUGAUUAUUUCAAGUUGCCUUUCAGCAAAUAUGUGGACUGCACAGGAUUCACCAUAAACACUCUGAAAGCUGUUCCACUGUACAUUUCAUUGUAUUUGGCCCUUUCCAAUUUAUGGCCUUUGGAGUAUAUUUUGUCUGAAGAACAUAACAACAGAAGUUUUUUGUAUCAAAUGAUGUACCCUUGGGCAUUGUUUGCGGCGUUUAGACAGCGUAUUUAUUCUGGAAUGACGUUGGCGGAGAGUGUCUGCACAUCAGCUGGGAUGGGUGCUUACCCCGUUGAGGGGAAGAAUAGAACAGGACAUGGGCCCACUGUGGGUUACAUGAAAUUAAAACAAAUGCCAGAGGAGCAAGCAAAGACAACAGAGUAUGACUUCAACACCAUUGAAUCCAUGGAAGUGUGGGCUUGUGAGACUACGGUCACUCUCCGUGACUCUAUGAAGGUGUGGAACAAGGCAGUGCAGUAUUGGGUUGCCAUGGUCGUUUACAAGAGAUUCCCUGUUAAACCACUGAAGGUCCAUGCAGCGUUAUUUGUAUCUGUAAUUUGGCAUGGGUUCCAUGCCGGUUAUUUCUUCUGCAUUUAUUUCUGUCCAUUUUAUUUGAUGGCUGAAGACAUUUACUACAAAUUGUAUUACAAGAAUGCUAUUGGAUUGAAAAAGAAGAUUCUAGGUUUCGUAAUGUGGUUCUUAAGGAGUCAUUCAGAGUCAUAUCAAGCGGCUGCGUUCCUUCUAUUGACGUUCGACCGAAUUUGGAUAUAUUACUCUUCUGUCUAUCAUUACUGGUAUGGCGUGUGGCUUGCAUUCUUAAUACUAGGGUUGGCUCUGAAUACUGCACACAAAAUGUCAACUCCUAGAGUGAAAAAAGAAGGAAAAGAAUCUAUGGAAAGUAGAACUGAUUAAUUUAUUUUAUAGUACAUAAUUGUUGCUCAAUUUUGAGGAGAUUUUAGUAAAUGUUAAUGUAGUUCAAUAUAAUUGUAAAACACAUGAAAAAGUAACAAGCAAUAUUCUGUACAAUUAGUUGCUACCCUUGACUAUACUUCAGUUGACCUACUGUAUAAAAAGAAAAAUGAGUCUGAUCGUAUCUUCAAAUUACUGUCUGUCGGUCUGAAAACUGAAUAUCGAAUUAGUUUGUAUUAGAACUCUGGACUGAUUAACGUUUAUUUUGAAUUGAGAUCAAUCUGUUAUUUUCUUUUGAUGAUCAUGCUAGAAUUAACAUAUACAGCUAGGGCAAUUUUUUUUAACACUACACAAUUUUUUACAUUACACUAAGUAAUUGAAUACAAAAAUUUCCAAAAUGUAUACAGUGAGAGAAAAUAAAAUGUUGACUUUGCACACAAACUUCGAUCUGCUAAUGAGCCCAUUGUACCUAAUAAGAAAUAAAGAUAAGUAAUUUUAUUUUUUAAACCUACUCGAUUUUAACUGCACAAAUUUUAUGAACAGCUUUAGACGACUAAAGCUGUUCAUAAAAUUUGUGCAGUGUAAAAAUACCAUGUGUUUUUGACAUAUGUAUUAAGUAUGUUGUUAUGUGGAUGAGUUUGUCUUAUAUUUAUGUACUUUAUUUGGAUAAUGUAACAUUCCACUCCGUACUAAUUCGUACAGGAAACCCGCCGAAUCGGAGGUGAUGGGUAGAUUUCUAAUUAGAUAUCCAAGAUAUUUUGGGUACUUAUAUGAACAUUAGUGAUAUAAGUACUUUGCAUGGGGUAUCGCAUACAUAUAGUGGGUAGGUACUAGAGGUGUAAAAUUAAACAGAUAUAAUUACGCAACAAGCUGUAAUGAUUUUACGUUGUAUGAACUCAUAAAAAAUGGUAACUAAAAAUAAAACACUGUAGAAGUUUACGUAAAUACUUACAAUCUAUAUUUAUAAAUCAGUGAUAUUCAUAUGGAAUUUCAUUUGUAAAUACACGGGUCUAGUCUUUAUUUAUUUUUGGAUGGACUGAAUAAAGUUUAUAUUUUAACAUU
Molecule: messenger RNA, 2655 nt
Organism: Plodia interpunctella (Indianmeal moth)
Lineage: Eukaryota; Metazoa; Arthropoda; Insecta; Lepidoptera; Pyralidae
Gene: frj
Product: farjavit
Exons: 7
Coding region: 130-1596 (488 amino acids)
Biological process (GO): lipid modification; phosphatidylinositol biosynthetic process
Cellular component (GO): mitochondria-associated endoplasmic reticulum membrane contact site; membrane
Molecular function (GO): lysophospholipid acyltransferase activity
Source: RefSeq, a predicted model, not a curated record